AUGGGUUUAUUCGAUAGAAGAAGAAGAUCAGACUCCUAUCAAGGAUUCAGCAAGUAUGCUCAUGACCUCAACACAUACCAUCAACAAACGCAACAUGCCGGAUUACCCGUAAACUCUCAAAAUGAACGAACAAAAUCCAUGACCAGUGCUGGACAGGCUGCUGCCGCUGCAUUGAGACUUCAUAGUAGUCCUGUGCAAAACAAUCCUAACCAAUUCAAUAGAACAGCUGCGCAAAGACAAUAUGGAGCAGUUGCAAGAUCAAAUUCAUUGAGUUCAAGCGGUAGAGCAAAUUCGUUGAGACAAUACACUUACAACCCACUGGCAUCAUACAACCCUGUACAAUCAAGAGUGGGCGUUUCGAGACGAUCAAAUAGUUUAACUGCAGCAUCACUACAAAGUAGAGGAAGUUUAACCAGAAGCAGCCAAUUGAGCCACAACCAAUUGCAGCAAAGGCACAGCAACCUUUACAAUUCGCAACAAAAUCAAAAUCAAAAUCAAAAUCAACACCAGCAACACCAACAUCAACAGCAACAGUAUGGUAGUUAUUUGCCUGAAGAGACCGAAGAUGAACUUUACUAUGACCACAAUGGUGAACACAUUUCAGGACAAAGAAGAGCAGCAGGGGCAAAACAAAGAGCAGGAAGUCUUGGCAGAAGGGGAAAUGCACGAUACGGCGAUGAAAGGUUAGUGGGCCAAGGGGAAGAGCAAGGUUUGGAGGAAGAAGAGCAGGACAACGACGAAGAAGAAGAAGAAGAAGAAGAAUUUGUAGUAACUACUACAACAACAAAAGUUGUUGAUGCUCACGGAAGAGUACAAUCUAUCACUACAAAGACAAUUAAGACUUUCCCAGAUGGUUCAAAUAUUGUUGAAACCUCUACUAAAAACAUUUCCAGAAGCAAUUCAAGAAACAACUCGCUUAGCUCAGCAAAUUACAGAAAUAACUCAUUAACGCAGAUACCCAUCAGUUUGAGCAAGAUUGACGAAGACUUGCAAAACUUUGAUUAUGACUACCAAGUAGAUGAACCUGAGUCGAGAGGAAACGCACUCAAAUUGAAUACUGAUGAAGAGCAAAGAAAUGGUGAAAACUGGACUGGAGGCGCAAGUGGAAUUAAUAAUGGGAAUGGGAAUGGUAACCUUGAUAGCAUUCAAGAAACAACAUUUGAUGGCGAUGAUGAUAUUGACGACACUCUCAAUGCUGACCAAGCAGCUCCACACCAGGCGUUGGGAGAAGCUUUUGAACCGCCCAAGGCAUUCCUUCCUUCUCAAGAUAGAACGUCUUCUUUGGACAGUCGGGGUCAACCAUUAAGAUCAAUUUUGAAAACAAGAGUCGAGGACCGCCCAACUGAAAGGGAAGUUGUACCAACAUCUCCUUCUGCGAAACAGAACUCAGCAGCAGCGGCUGCAUCAGCUGCAUCGGCUGCAGUGCACGCAAACUCUCCAAGCAAGCAACCCCAAGCCUCUGCUUCGAACCACCCAUAUAAGAAUUUGGCUGAUACGACUUCACAGCAACAACGUUACGCACCACAACCACCACCACCACAACAACAACAUUAUCAACAACAACAUUAUCAACAACAACAACAACAGCAGCAGCAGGUUAGAACAUUGAGAUCUCCAAGGAGUCCUUUGACAAAUCCUGCUAGUGCACCUUCUCCUAAAGUUGGCCUCGCAGGACGUUUUACUUCUCCCUCUCAAUCCAGGGAUAGAACUAGCUUUGGUCAAUCUUCGGGAAGUUCAAUCAAGUUCGAUGAUCAUGUAGAAACAAUUCCUGUUCCAGUGAAUAAAACCAUCUCUACAGGAAAUUCGACAUCUUCACCUCACCAACAUAUUUCAAAUAAUAAAUCAAAAACUUCUUCAGGUACUAGAACAUCUAAUACGGUAUCGCCAGACUUUUAUGCGGCUGCAAUGCAAGCGGCAUACAGAAACGUUUACGGUGAUCGUGAUCCUGGUCAAGUGCCACCACCACCACCAUCACAAACAGAAACACAAACACAAGUACAAACACAAGCACAACAACAACCUCAACAACAACCUCCAUUACCACAAUCAUCUAGUUUCAACGCCGGUGCUCCAACACCUAAUAUGCAGCCACAGCAAUAUGAACCACAACAAGAGAAAAAGAAGUUUGGAUUUUUAUCAUUGAGUCCAAGAAAACAGCGUGCUCAAUCCAGGGAUUAUUCGACUGAACAGCAACUGCAAGUUGUAACUGGAUCUCUCGCAGCACCUCAAUCGGCACCUGCGACGGCAUUGUCUCCAGUUCAAAACAAUAAUGUUGCUGAAGAAGGUCAACAGAACUCGCAGCCAGAAGAAUUACAAGGCGUGGGUGGUGCAAGUGGUACAAGUGGUGCCGGUCAAGCUGUGCCAGCAAAUUACGAAUAUAGUAAUCACCAUGAACAGUUUAAGAUGUAUUCCAUGAGGGAUGCGCCUGCCGUAUCAGCCAAUCGUAAAGAACGUGCCAAGGAGGAAAAAAGACUUGUUGAAGAACGUGAGAAGGACAAACGUAAUAAAGUGAAAGAACAAUUGAAGGCUAAGGAAAAUGAACAGAAAAGAGUUGUUAAGGAACAUGAAGAGGAGGAGAAGCGAUUAAUAAAAGAACGUGCGGAGAAUGAAAAGAGGGCCGAGAAAGAGUAUGCGAAAGCCGAAAAACAAGCUGAGAAGCAAGCGCAAAAGGAUGCAAAAGAUGCAAAGGAUGCAAAGAAGAAGGAUAGAAAGUUGUUUGGUGGUUUAUUUGGAAAGAAAAGACGCCAAAGUCAACUGGAAACCAUUGCAUCAAAAGAAGGUGCCAACACAAAACCAAGUAUUUCGGAGCCCGUUGAUUUCAAACACGGUGCAUUUGCAUCACCAGUCAUUGCUAGUGAUGUCGCUGGUACUGGAGUUAACGCUAGUGCUGGAACUGGAACUGGUAUGGAUACAAAUGGGGCUAGCAAACCUGUUAUUGCUAAUACCACUAAUAGUAGUGUCCAACCUGCUAGGACGCCACCUACACAGACUGUGAGCAAAACUCAACCAGUUGGAGCAGUUUAUAAUACGCAACCGCUUGAGCGUAUUACGACUCCGCAAAAACAAGAGGUUGUGAAGGAGACAAAUAAAUCUGUCGCAAGUCCUGGUCAAAAGUCAUUAGAUCCACGGUUGGCAAGUCCACAGCCUAUAGUAAAUGACACUACAUCAGUCAGUGGAUCAAAAAAGCAACCGACAGCAGUAAAUGAAACCGAUGCAACUAUUUCUACUACUGGUGUUAGUUUGUCGAAUGAUACUCAAUUGAGUGAGCCUGCUUAUUUGAGUCCUGCUGUUCCAAUCGUUGUAAAUGACGAGUUUCGUGGUUCUGGUCUGGAAGAAAGUGGUGAUGCGUUAGAUGAUGAAAAGUUUUACAAAAUUUCUGUGCCAAGAAACUAUUCACAUGAGGGCCAUCACGUCGAAGACGGUGAUAAAAUUGAAGACAAUGAAAAACCAGCAUUAAACGAAUCCGAUUUGGGAAGUAGAACUGUCCCUACUCCUGCUAAUGCUAAUGCUAAUGCUAAUGCUAAUGCUACGGCUAAUGCUCCAGCUUCAUCCUCGACAGGUCUCGCAUCUACGACGAUUCAGAGUGCAUCGAAUACCCCACUUCCAGAUCAAUAUUACCCACUGCCAAACUUGAGCAGCAAACCGAGAAACUCAGUUUAUGAUGCUGCUCCUGUGAUUGCUGCUGCAGGUAUUGCAGGUGUAGAAGCUGGAUCAAAGGCAGAAGAGGGACAUUUUGGUGCGACCCAAAAUAAAAAUGAUGAUGUGUCUCGAGUAUCGGUUCCACAGUUGAAUGAAAUCAAUGAUGAUGAUGAUGAUGAUGACAAAGAAGAAGAGGAAGAGGAGGACCAUUCUACUAACGAGCCAUCCUUUAAAAGCUACGAACACCUUUCAACUGCAACUGAUUUGGGCGAAAAAAAUGGUGAUGGUAAUAAAGAAGAUUUAGUCGCAGUAAUUGAUGAAGGUUUGGUUCUGGUUGAGGAUGAUGUGCCACCACGUGCAGAUGUUGAUGAACAUGGAACUCCCAUAAUCAGCGGAUCUCCUAUUUCUGAUCAAACCCUUGAAGGUGCGGGAAUAGUGGAUGCCAUAAUUGUGGAAGAGCCUGUGGUUGAUGGAGAUGUUGAUGAUGUUCCACCAAGAAAAGAUUUGCCACAAGAUGAAGUGGUUGUUCCACCUAGAAAAGAUCUUGACGAUUUGCAAAAUCAACAACAACAACAACAACAACAGCAACAACAAUAUCAGCCUAAACCAAAUUUUCAAGAAAAUCAGCAACAACAGCAGCCUCAACAAUACCAUCAUAAUGAGGUCAAGUCGCUGGCAUUUGUCAAAAAGAAUGCACCAGGUGUUACAGCACCAAAGGUAAACGAGAGUGUUGCUGGAUCACAGUUCAUCAAGAGAGAUGCACCAAAUGGAAAGCAGAUAAAUGGUAACAAGCAGUUUAACAACCUUGCUUUAUCCAAAGAACAGCAACAGCAACAGCAACAGCAGCAGCAGCAGGUGCGAUCCACUCAAACACCUCAACAACAAGAUACUUUUUUAACUGUUGACGAGGCUGAAAGAAGUACUGAUUCUGUGCAGGCCAGUGCUGAUACAGUGCCCACUACGCAAUCAACUCACGAUGCAGAAGCUCAUCAGCCAGUAGGCGCAGGCACGAAUAUUGGUGGUGUUUCUGGAAGCGGGGCGGGCAUAGAAGGAGAAGAUGUUGUUGUUGUUAAUGACAAGACAGGAAAGAAAGAGAAAGGCAAGACCAAGGAAAAGAAAGAGAAAAAGCCCAGCAAGUUUAAACAAAAGAUGAUGAAGUAUUUCGUAAACUCUUAUGAGGAGUAG
Lodderomyces elongisporus is the source of this 4824-nucleotide messenger RNA. RefSeq lists its product as uncharacterized. The record is from RefSeq and is a predicted model, not a curated record. NCBI's taxonomy places the organism in Eukaryota, Fungi, Ascomycota, Pichiomycetes, Serinales, Debaryomycetaceae. Bases 1 to 4824 code for a protein of 1607 amino acids. The transcript has 2 exons.